AGAAGAUGAACCGGAAACACCGCUUUCAUUUCCUGCUUCCGUCAACACACGUGUGGAGCAGAAACGAAGAGAACCUUUAACAGCCCGUCCAGAACCGUCCAGAACCGGUCCACACUGACGGAGUCCACCAUGUUGGAGCAGCUGGGUCUGAUCGGGACGAUCCGGGACGAGGAGGAGAGUCCGGAGGAGCCCGACACCGAGUCCGAGGAGGAGGACAAGCCGAUCGUUCUGAACAGGAAGAAGAAGUUUGGGAGUCACGGGGCAAAAGACUUCAACACUGACUUUGAGUUUGGUGAGAGAGACGGACUGAACUGUGACGACGACUGGGUGAUGGCCGACAUCAUGAAACAGCUCAAGAACAAGAGAACUGCGACCACUCUGGACCAGAAAAUUGAGAAAAUCAGGAAGAAGAGGAAAGCUGAGGAGAAAUCAGCUGAGAGUGACGCUGCUGAAGGUUCUUCAGUGAAAAAAGAGGAGGAGGAGGAGGAUGAUGAUGAUGAUGAUGAUGAUGACGACGACGACGUGAAGCCUCCUGAUGGAGUUGAUGAUGAUGAUGAUGGUGAGGAGGAGGAUGAAGAUGAGUUUGAUUCGGGCGAUGAGGAGAUUCUGACUAAAUCUGACACUCUCAGAGAAAAAGAACGACGGGGGAGAAAGAGAAAGGUGGAGGAGGAGGCCCCAGAGUCGUUCUACGAGGACGCAUCUCAGUAUGACGAUCAGCUGACAUUUGACAACAUGAAUCUGUCCCGACCGAUCCUGAAGGCCAUCACAGCUCUGGGCUUCAAGCAGCCGACCCCCAUCCAAAAGGCCUGUGUUCCCGUGGGCCUGCUGGGCCGAGACCUGUGCGCCUGCGCUGCUACUGGGACAGGGAAGACUGCGGCCUUCAUGUUGCCGGUAUUGGAGCGUUUAGUGUAUAAGCCCAGGACUUCCCAGGUAACCAGGGUCUUAGUUCUGGUUCCUACCAGAGAGUUGGGGAUCCAGGUUCAUUCUGUGGCCCGUCAGCUGGCCCAGUUCACCUCAAUCACCACCUGCCUGGCUGUCGGUGGGUUGGACCUGAAGUCUCAGGAGGCUGCGUUGAGGGCAGGGCCAGACGUUCUAAUAGCUACACCUGGUCGUCUGAUUGAUCAUCUUCACAACACGCCGAGCUUUGAGUUGAGCCACAUUGAAAUCCUGAUUCUGGAUGAGGCAGACAGGAUGUUGGACGAGUACUUCGAGGAACAGAUGAAGGAGGUUAUCAGGCUCUGUUCCUACAACAGACAGACCAUGCUGUUCUCCGCCACCAUGACAGAGGAGGUAAAGGACCUGGCAGCGGUGUCGUUGAAGCAGCCAAUCAGAAUCUUUGUUAAUAGUAACACUGACGUGGCUCCGUUUCUGCGCCAAGAAUUCGUUAGAAUCCGACCAAACAGAGAAGGAGACCGAGAGGCCGUGGUGGCAGCUCUGUUGACUCGGACGUUCCAGGAUCAUGUGAUGUGUUUUACUCAGACGAGGAAACAGGCUCACAGACUGCACAUCUUGCUGGGCCUGAUGGGACUAAAGGUUGGAGAACUGCAUGGAGAACUGAGCCAGAACCAGAGACUGGAGAACCUCAGGCGUUUUAAAGAUGAACAAAUUGAUAUUUUGGUGGCAACAGAUGUAGCAGCCAGAGGUCUGGACAUUGAUGGAGUCAAAACGGUCAUAAACUUUACCAUGCCAUCCACAGUCAAACAUUACGUCCACCGUGUCGGUCGAACGGCACGAGCAGGUCGUUCUGGACGUUCAGUGUCACUGGUCGGAGAGUCAGAGAGGAAGACGCUGAAGGAGGUUGUGAAGUCGGCAAAGAGCAGUGUGAAGGCUCGAGUCCUGCCACCAGAGGUCAUCCUGAAGUUCAGAGACCUGAUCAACAAACUGGAGAAAGAUGUCGAUGCUGUGAUGAAGCUGGAGAAAGAGGAGAGAGAACUGGCUGCAUCUGAGGCCAAGUUGAGUGUGGCUCAGAAACGUCUUGAUGGCUCCGCCUCUUGUCAGUCACAGAGAGUUUGGUUUCAGACUCAGCAAGAGAGGAAACAGAGCCGCAUGUCGAAGGCUCUGCAGGAGUUCGACCUCGCUCUGAGAGGAAAAAAGAAGAGAGAAAAGUUCCUGAAGGACGGAAAGAAGAAGGAGCUGACAUCUGAGGAGCGUGCGCAGUUUGAGAUCCUGAAGGCUCAGAUGUUCGCUGAGCGAGCAGCCAAGAGAGAGAGACGACCGAAGAGAGCGCGAGCGAUAGUCGAAGAGACGCCGAUGCCAGCAGCCAAUCAGAAAGCAGGAAAAAAAAGGAAGAAGUCUGCAUUUGAUGAAGAGUUGACCAACACGAACAGGAAGUCCCUGAAACACUACAGAGCGGGGCCGUCCUUUGCAGACAGGAAGCGUCUCGGUUUGGAUAGGAAGCGCCCGGGAGGCUCCAGGUUCAAGAAGUGAGAUCCAAAAUGGCAGCUGAUGGACACUGACGUCCAUGAUUUCUCCACAUUUUCUUCUUUGUUUGUUAAACAAGUUUUAAAUAAAGUUUCAGUGUGUUAAAAAACUG
Messenger RNA from Larimichthys crocea (large yellow croaker), 2533 nucleotides. It is a transcript of the gene ddx27, whose product is annotated as DEAD (Asp-Glu-Ala-Asp) box polypeptide 27. Gene Ontology annotation, cellular component: cytosol. The transcript is spliced from 21 exons. Bases 130 to 2427 code for a protein of 765 amino acids. Gene Ontology annotation, molecular function: nucleic acid binding; RNA helicase activity; ATP binding. NCBI's taxonomy places the organism in Eukaryota, Metazoa, Chordata, Actinopteri, Sciaenidae. The record is from RefSeq and is a predicted model, not a curated record.